Messenger RNA from Chelonia mydas (Green sea turtle), 2122 nucleotides. It is a transcript of the gene HNRNPC, whose product is annotated as heterogeneous nuclear ribonucleoprotein C. The transcript is spliced from 10 exons. The record is from RefSeq and is a predicted model, not a curated record. Gene Ontology annotation, molecular function: RNA binding. Lineage: Eukaryota; Metazoa; Chordata; Testudines; Cheloniidae. Bases 986 to 1906 code for a protein of 306 amino acids. Gene Ontology annotation, cellular component: nucleus.
GCACAGAUUAGUCCGGGCUGCGCGGCGCAGAGGGCGGCGUGGACGCCAUUUUGUGAGGAGCUCGGAGUGGGGCGGCUGCGGAGAGAUAGUGAGAGUGACGCGGAGCCGUAUUGGGGUCUAGCGGGCAGCGAGGCGAAACCCCAUCCCUUCUCACUGGAGCUCAGCUUCGUUUUAACCCCCCCUCCCCACACAUGCACACCUCCCAAUUUUAUAGAGCCAUUUUAACGGUGUCCCCGUGGCCUAGCGCUCCCUGCGCCAAACCGGAGCUGGAUUUAAGAUGUAAUUUUUAAAGUCUCUAUCUCUAUUUUUUCUGCAGCAGCUGGGUGAGAUUUUUUUGAUCUUCAGCUACAGUAAGUUAUUCCAAUUUUUUUUUCCAUUUUUCCUGCCUUUCCACUGAUUUCCUUUUUAUUGUUGUUGCUAGUUACUAUUACUAUUAUACUACUAUAAUGCUGAUGACUUGACUAUGCUGAUAUGUUGCUGAUGGUGAUGAUAAUGACACUGCUGAUUUUUAACCGGAUGAAAUCGAGUUUUUCUGAGUGUUCCUGACUGUGGAAGGUUUUUAAAUUUUUAAAGUGGAUUGAUCACGCUAACUCUUUUUUUUCCCCCCUGACUGCCUGGCUGCUGAGAGUGGGACCUGGUUUCUCCUGAAUUGUUUUAGAACAUCUCUGGAAGUCUGUAUUUUUUUUUAUUUUUUUAUUUUUUAUUUUUAAUCUUUCAUUUGUACAAUUUUUAAACUGUUGCUGCAAUAUGAUAUCUGUGGUGCUUAUCGCUCCUGAUAGCGAUGGCCCUUCCCCAAACAGCCCCUCUCCUCCUUUGACCCCCAAACCCUCCUCCCGCUCUUCCUCUACGCCGUCCUUCCCUCACAAACAACCCACCACAACGACAUGGACACCCAGCCCGGAGCAGCAGCGGCAGCUGGUGGUACCACGUGCGGCGCAGAUACAAAUCCAUCCUGGGCCAUGCAGGUCCGUGCUGCGUGUGAGACAUGGCCAGCAACGUCACCAACAAGACAGACCCGCGCUCCAUGAACUCGCGUGUAUUCAUCGGGAAUCUCAACACACUGGUGGUGAAGAAGUCUGAUGUGGAGGCUAUCUUCUCCAAGUAUGGCAAAAUUGUGGGCUGCUCUGUGCACAAGGGCUUUGCCUUCGUGCAGUACGUCAACGAGCGGAAUGCCCGCGCUGCUGUGGCCGGGGAGGAUGGCCGGAUGAUCGCAGGCCAGGUUCUAGACAUCAACCUGGCGGCUGAGCCGAAGGUGAACCGGGGCAAGGCGGGCGUGAAGCGGUCGGCAGCGGAGAUGUACGGGUCAGUAGCUGCACCACCUUCUCCGUCCCCUCUAGUCAGGUCCUCCUUCGACCUGGACUAUGAUUUCCAGCGGGAUUACUAUGACAGGAUGUACAGCUACCCAGCACGUGUGCCCCCACCUCCCCCCAUCGCCCGGGCUGUGGUGCCCUCCAAACGCCAGCGUGUCUCUGGCAACACCUCUCGCCGAGGCAAGAGUGGCUUUAAUUCCAAGAGUGGUCAGCGAGGAUCGUCCUCCAAGUCUGGUAAAUUGAAAGGUGAUGACAUCCAGACCAUUAAGAAGGAGCUGACCCAGAUCAAACAGAAAGUGGAUUCGCUGCUGGAGAGCCUGGAAAAGAUUGAGAAGGAUCAAAGUAAACAGACGGAGAUGAAGAAUGAGAAGUCUGAGGAGGAGCAGAGCAGCAGCUCCAUGAAGAAGGAGGAGAGCAACGUGAAGAUGGAGUCUGAGGCUGGGGCAGACGACUCUGCUGAGGAGGGGGACCUGCUGGACGAUGACGAUAAUGAGGAUCGAGGGGAUGACCAGCUGGAAUCCAUCAAGGGUGACGAGAAGGAGGCGGAGGAAGGAGAGGACGACAGAGACAGUGCCAAUGGUGAAGAUGACUCCUAAGCCACUGGCGUAACCCCCCCAGCAAGGCGCCCACCUGAGAUUGAGCCUGUCACUGGCCCCUCCCCAGCCUCCUUCUCACUGCCCGUCCAUGUGUUCAUGGUGUUGUCUCCAGCCGCACCCCUGGCUCACCCCAUAGUUCUGUUAAAUCCCCUGUCAUUUUCCUCUUUUAAUUUUGAUACCUCUAUGAUUUAACAAUAAAAAAAAGUAUGGUUUUUA